Molecule: messenger RNA, 4083 nt
Organism: Symbiodinium necroappetens
Lineage: Eukaryota; Dinophyceae; Suessiales; Symbiodiniaceae
Source: the annotation of a GenBank genome assembly
GUUCGAGCGGAUGGCGUGCCCAUUGACGACCCAGAGGAGUUCCAGCUCCGACGGGAAGAUGUGGUGCAGAUGGGUGUUUCCUUCCGCACCGAGGGCGUUCCCGUGCAGUACAGAGGUGACCGCAUGAAUUAUUUCUCAUUGCAGAUCGAGGGCAUCAGAGCCUUCCGCCUCCAGAAAGAGCCGCAGGUGGUGUAUGCCGGCCGGCUGGAUGAUGUAGCGCCGACAGUGCAAGAGGCAGAUGCAGACCAGGUUUUUGCUGAUCCAGAAGACAGGCCCAGAGAGGGCCCGUACAACGGCCUUUGGACGCGGCCAAAGACGGGUGCCGAGGCCGUGAUUGGCAGUGGCUUGGCCUUCAGCCUCCUGCGAGUCAACGGCUUCAACGACCAUCCAGGUGGCAAGUUCCCAGUGGUGCUUAACCAGGCUCCGCUGCAUAGGCCGCAUCUAUCCUUCCAUUCUGAGACUGUCCGGUCCAUCUCUCGCGGAGAUGUGGCUGCGCUGCUGGUUUCUGCCAUGUCAGAGCCGAACUGCGUGAACACAGAGAUCAUUGCAGGCGAGGCGCCGGAGGGCGCCGAGGAGUCCAGCGCCUCACAGGUGGAGAUCACUUCGACACUCCAGGAAGAUGUGAGAGGCACCUUUACUGAACGAAGAUUUCCUUUCAAGGACGAGCAGUAUGGAACCUUAAUCCGCCUUCGGCCAAGCUCAGUGGAAGGCAUUUCUUCCGUGGACCACGCGGGAUUGCUUGAUUACAGGCUCAACGGGGACGUGUGCUUCUCGAUCUUGCGUCAGUACAAGAUGUUCAACGUGGACAUCAUCGUGAAUGAAGAUGCAACGAUUGACGACUUCAUCGACGUGCUGGAGGAGACCGGCACAGCGCCACGGCAGUACUGCAAGUGCCUCUACGUCUACAACAAGAUCGACAUGCUGAACAUCAGUCAGGUCGAGGAGUUGGCGAGGCAGCCCUACUCCGUGGUCAUCUCCGUCAGCAAGGGGUUGAAUUUGGAUGGCUUGCUGGAAAGAAUCUGGCAGGAGCUGGACUUGCGCCGAAUCUACACCAAGAAGAAGGGCCUUUUCCCCGAUUUCACAGAGCCGAUAGUUUUGACUUGCCAGCGCGGCAAUAAGACAAUGUCGGUCGAGAACGCCGUCGGCCUGCUUCACAAGAGUUUGCUGGACGAGUUCAAGUCAGCGCUGGUUUGGGGCUCCAGCGUCCGUGCAUCCCCGCAAGUGUGCGGCCUGAAGCACGAGCUCCAGGACGAGGAUGUAAUGCAAAUCACGAAGCUUACCGCAGCUGAGAAGCAGAAGAAAAUGCACGGGAAGAAGACAGGCACCACUUUGGCCGGAGGGAACACACAGGUGGACCCCACCGGCAAGAAGGACUCUUUCCUUUCCUUCCAUGCUGAACUGUCGGAGAAGCCUGCGAGUAGGGCAGUCGCCACAAUGCGGCUCUUUGUCCGGGGCAUAGCUGGUGAGACCUCCGCAGUGGAGGUUGCGUCUGCUGCCAGUGUAGCCGACGUCCAGCUGCAGAUUCAGGAAGUCCAGGGUGUGCCUUGCAGCGAGCAGCGGCUGAUCUUUGGAGGAAGGUCUUUGCAGUCCGAAGAGCUCCUGGCUGCCUGUGGUGUGGAAGAGGAGUCGAUUGUGAGAUUGAAGGUGCUUCAGCUUUUUGAAGCCUCGAGCUCACUUCUGCUCCUGUACAAAGUCGCCAUGGUCCGACAGUCUGUCCGAAAGUCCCGAUGUGCGGCUGGCGUUGCCGCCGCUGCUCUCAGCAUGUGCUACCUGGCCGCAGCCUUUGUGAUGCCUCCUGCAGAAGGCCAAGGCGCAGGCCGGCGUGAGGCCUUGUUGGGCCUCGCCGGUGCUGCCGCAACGCUCUCUGCAGAGCCUGCACAGGCAAAGGCGGGAGCAGGCGAGUGGACGGGCUAUUACAGCGACCCUCAGCACCCGAUGUGCCCACGAAAGAUCGUGUACGAGUAUGACCUCUACGAGAAGGCGCAGCUGAUGGUCGAUGGAGGCGAUGGCAACCCCGGGUGCGAGAAGAAGGUGCUCACGAGGUGGACGGCCAAGGUCGACUGGAAGGCAGGCUCGGACGAGAUUACCAUCGAUUUCAGCAAGAAGGGCGGGCCCAGUGACGUGGUCGGAAAGUGGGAGGGGGACGGGAUCGUCUUCCCCGAUGGCAACAAGUGGAAGAAAAUCAUUGAUUUCAACACUGGCAACGGCGGCGGCAAGAAGCGCAAGAAGAAGACGUACACCAAGCCCAAGUGUCCUGGCCUUGUUAUAGAGAUUAACGAUCAGGCAGACUCAGUUGUCAAGGCAGUGGCUGUUUCAGUGAAUGCAAUCAGGAAGAUCAAGCACAAGAGGAAGAAGGUCAAGCUCGCAGUGUUGCAUCUUGAUGGCAGUCAGGCGCUUGCAGACACCUACCGGUCACCUACCCCGACAAGGAAGUUCUACAAGGUUGACUCCAACGACAAGGUGACCCGCUUGCGACGCGAGUGCCCUCACGAGACCUGUGGCCCAGGAGGUGUUGACUUAGCCCGGUUUCUUGCAGCUGACAACAUGGCGCCGUACAAUGCCUCCGAGGAAGUUGAGCCACCCUUCAUGAAGAAGUACUUUUCAAACGAGUUUAUGAUGAAGUAUGAGCCCUUAGCAGCGGCGAAGCGCAGGUUGGAUGAAGACAAGAACGACGCGGAAGCGCAGAAGAUGUACGACACAUACUUUCCCAUGUACAAGAAUUAUGACUGGUGCAGCUCUUGGGAUGGCACGAAGUACGACUUGGUCUUCUACGGAGUGUCGGGCUACACUGGCUAUCUGAUGAUGGAGUACCUCAAGCGCGUGUCACUGAAGCAAAGCGCGGAAGACUUCACGUUCGCGUUUGCUGGGCGAACACCUGGUAAAGUGCAGGAUUUGCGCGAUCGUGAAUUCGCGGGGACUCCCUAUGAGGACACCCCGGUCUUUCAGAUGUCCUACGAUGACCCGUACUCCAUGAUCGACCUCGUCAAGAGUGCCAGGUGCAUCAUUAACGUCGCAGGGCCUUACAUGCUCACUCAGGGUGAGCUGAUGAUCGAUGCCUGCAUAUCCAUGGGAGUGCACUACUGCGACAUCAGUGGAGAGAUCCCGUGGUCCCGCAGAAUUACGCCUCUGCAUAAGCACGCCCAGAAAAACGGUGCCUACAUCAUCCCCAGUGCAGCCUCUGCCGGUGGCUUCCCGGACCUUUGCACCUACCUCUGUGCCAAGAAAGCUCGGGAGGACUACAACGAGGAGUUGAGGAAGGCCAUUUGCUACGUGAAUGGCGGCGGUGCAAUUGCUACGGCCUCCGGAGGUACGCUGAAGACUCGUGCCACGAUGGCUGCUGGUGGUGACGAGACCCGAAAAAUGAUGGGCGACCCCUACGCUCUUGGCGGCUUUGUGCCAGACCGGGACCGCCACGGCAUCAAGUACUGCAACAUCGAGUUUGGGACAGGCUCGGUUACGACCAAGGUGCGUGCCGAGGACUUGGAUGCCAACAUGUCCAAGAUCUCGGAAGACAAGCACUUGGGCAUCUGGCGCGGGCCCAACGUGUAUUCAUAUUUCGAUACACGCAUCGUUCGCCGGUCCAACAUGCUCCUGGCGGACAUGGGCGGCAAGCCUUACGGCAAGAGCUUGAACUUCCUGCAGUUCUCAGUCCUCCCAGCAGAGAUGCUUCUCCAGGGCAAGCAGGGAGGUGGAGGAGGCGGCGGCGGUGGCGGCAGCGUGGAGGCAGAGAAGAAGGCGUUGGAAGCCAAAGGUGUUUACUACGGAGCGGGCGAGGGGCCACCCCUUGAGGAGCUUGAUGAUGCGUGGAGUGCGUGGUUUGUCUGGGCACAGACAGAGAAGGGCCAUGAGGUGAGGUGCGACUUCAUUGGCCGAGACGGCUACUUUGAGACAGCACGAAUCGCGGUGGAAACUGCGAUGUGCUUGGUUUUCGACAGAGAGGCUCUGCCCUUCAGGGGUGGCGUGCUCACCCCGGCCGUAGCCUGCGGCGAAGCCCUGGCUCAGCGCCUGAUCAAUAGCGGCGUCAAGUUCUCGAUGGGUAAAUGGCACGAUGUCUCAGAGUUCAAUCCACCACCCAAUCCGUAA